Molecule: messenger RNA, 2775 nt
Organism: Oncorhynchus mykiss (rainbow trout)
Lineage: Eukaryota; Metazoa; Chordata; Actinopteri; Salmoniformes; Salmonidae
Source: RefSeq, a predicted model, not a curated record
AUGACGACCUCCCCCAGCUCAUUCCAGCAGGAGCCCCUGACCCCCCCGAGACCCCCCCACUCCUCCCUGAAGCCCAACCAGGUGGGUCAAGUGGUUCUCUAUGGGGUACCCAUCGUCUCCUUGGUGAUCGACCAUCAGGAGCGGCUGUGUCUGGCCCAGAUCUCCAACACUUUGCUGAAGAACUACAGCUAUAAUGAGAUCCACAACCGCCGCGUGGCGCUGGGUAUCACCUGUGUUCAGUGCACCCCUGUCCAGCUGGAGAUACUGAGGCGAGCUGGCGCCAUGCCCAUCUCCUCCCGCCGCUGUGGCAUGAUCACCAAGCGAGAGGCGGAGCGGCUGUGUAAGUCCUUCCUGGGGGAGAACAACCCCCCCAAACUGCCUGACAACUUCGCCUUUGAUGUGUCACACGAGUGUGCCUGGGGUAGUCGUGGUAACUUCAUCCCAGCGCGCUACAACAGCAGCAGAGCCAAGUGCAUCAAGUGUUCCUACUGCAGCAUGUACUUCUCUCCUAACAAGUUCAUCUUCCACUCUCACCGUACUCCUGAAGCCAAGUACAUCCAGCCGGACGCUGCUAACUUCAACUCCUGGAGACGCCACCUGAAGCUGUCAGAUAAAACCCCUCCUGAUGACCUGGCGUUUGCCUGGGAGGACGUGAAGGCCAUGUUUAAUGGUGGCAGCAGGAAGCGGUGUCUACCCUCAUCUCACUGCUCCGCCAUGGGGCCGGGGAAGGUUAUGAACUCUGGUCUGCCCCACAUGAUGACCCCUGACCUGGUCCAGAAGAGGAGCCGCUUCGAGGAGGAGGAGGACCUGGAUGGAAGCAGCCUGUCUCCCCGUAAGAACACUCGCAGCUACCCGGUGAUCCCUGUGCCCAGUAAAGGGUUCGGCAUGCUGCAGAAGUUCCCCCCUACCUCCCUGUUCCCCAACCCUUACUCCUUCCCAGCCUUCAGCCUCUGUCAGCAGAAGAAAGAUGACAGUGAGGUGGCUGGAGGACAGAAGAACACUGGUCUAUCAGGUCUGCUGUGGCCCGGUCGUAAAGACACCUUCUAUCCUCCAUUCUGCAUGUUCUGGCCCCCUAGGACUGCUGGGGGCCUCCCAGUGCCCACCUACCUGCAGCCACAGCGCUCCGUCAACACUCUGUCCUCAUUGGCCGAGAGCCCCUCCCUCAAGCAGGCCUUCCUCGACCUAUCAGAGCCCCCACACCCAGGGGCGGGGCCAGGCAUGGGAGCCACACCCAGGUCAGGUCUGUUUGACCUUGACUCCUCCACCCUGACCUCUGACUUGCACCCUGUGACCUCAGAGGGCUGGCUGAAGGUGUUGGACACCCCGUCUCUCCAGGCUAGGAAAGCCUACUACCACUCAGCCUUCCGACCCGUCGUCAAAGAUGCAGAAAGCAUCGUCAAGCUCCAUGGCAACCUGGAGGAGUUUGGGUCAGAGCUCCACCUGUCCCCCGGGACCAGCUGCAGCUACGCCUCUGAGAGCGGAGGAGAGGGGGAAGAAGAGCGAGAAGAGAGUGAGGAGGAAGGAGAGGUGGAUGUAGAGACCAAGCAGGAUGAGGAAGAGGAACAUUUCAAAAGACCAACCCCACCACAGGCACACAGCGGCCUGCACCUCCGAGGGCAAAGUGAAGGAUCAGGACUAUGGGAGAGAAGAGAGAAAGAGGCUGUCAACUUCCCCUGCAGCCCUGCAGAUCACAGCCAGGACCAGAGCAGUACAAGCCUGUCUGCCUCUCAUUCUGCUCCCCCUGCCAGCCUCACACUCUCUCUCCCCAGCCCCACACACACCCCGCUGCAACUGGAGGACCAGUCCUACAAACAUGUAAAAACUCAUAAAAGCAGAGACCAUGGACUGCCUGUUUAUGCAACCAAAGAAAACUCCAAAACAGCUGGUACGCAGUGUUACCUAGGUGUUACCGAGGUGUUUAAAGACAUUGGUUCCUUUCUACAUUGGUUCCUUUCAUUUUCUGUGUGCAUGGGACCAAAUCAACUGAGGUUCCAGAUGAACUGAUGAAUUAUUGUCCUUCUGUUCUCGCCCUCUCCUCUAGAUGAAAACAAAGAACCUAGCAACUUCUUUGUAUCAGAGACUAAUUCAUCUGACCCCGAGUACUGGAGAGAGAUGGCAGGGGAUCAAACUCAAGAUGGAAGUUCCCCUGUUCCACUAAAGGAGGAUGUUGAGAACAUGGAGAAAGAGGAACUCCAGAAGGUUCUAUUGGAACAGAUCGAUCUACGAAGACGACUAGAACAGGAGUUCCACGCUCUGAAGGGAAACUCCCCCUUCCCUGUGUUCCAUUCCAUCCAGAAACAACAUCUGGAAAGAAAAGAUCACGUCACAUCUUAACAGCUAAAUGGGAACGUGGAAGACAUUCCUGAAAAUCUGAAGGAGAAACUAAGAUCCUAUGAACCUCUGGAGUAAAAUAACCUGAAACAGGACUAAAACAGAUACGUGACCUUGUCCCCGAGCCAAUCCAUGACCAUUAACCUUGGACAGAUAACACUGGACAGUCUCUGAUAUGAAGUAUCACAGAGCAUAAUCAUGGAGCAUCGAUGAAACGGAGACAGACUUUGUCCAUCCAGGUCUAACCUGAGACAACAGUGAAAUACUACUGUGUUGCAUAUAUUAUUGUUCUAAACUAACCCAGUCAUCCAUGGAGAUCUACCUUGGUGUUCCAAUACAACAUGAUUGAACUCUUAACUGGUAAUGUACAUUGAAACCACAUGGGUUUGUUUCGCUCUCUCAAAUCAGACUACUGUGCAUUACUGACUACAUUACUGACUACAU